UGUGUCCGGCGGGGGAGACAGCACUGGCCAGGCACGCCUACCGCGCCCCCGCCCUCCUCUCCCACCCCUCACGCCCCUCCACACACCCCUUCACACAACUCAUAUUCUCACUACCACAUCAACACUUCUCCUUCCCUCAUCUCUUGUCACCAUAUAUCACUGACAAGUCGUCUUAACGACGGUUCUGAUUGACGAAAAAUUGAGAAAAUUUUGACGGAAGGAAAGUAGUGUUGGCUAGCCUGGGAGUGCAUAAUGUAAACAUGGCUGCCUCGGUGCCUGGGACCCUCAGACUCUCCAAACAUCUUUACUAUACCGGCCGCCCCACGCUGCCACGCCUCAAGGAAAGGAACAGGCUAUGGACAGGAAGGAUGUAUGCUACGCGUGAGGCAAGAAAGGCCGCUAGUACUACACAGUACUGUCUGGAGGUUGUGAAACAAAAUGAUUAUGAAAACUUCCUGUGUGUAUUGCUACUACCACAGUGUGUCCGAGCCACAGCUGUAGCUAUACGUGCAUUCAAUGCAGAAUUAUCUCAGGUAUCUGACAUGACGUCUGAGGUAGUGAUGGCAAAAAUGCGUUUCCAGUUUUGGAGAGAGACCUUAGACCAUAUAUAUCAACAUAAAGCACCUAGACAACCUGUGGCCAUAGAAUUGCAAAAGGCCGUAGCAAGACACCAAUUAUCUAAACGUUGGUUACGAAGUCUGAUUGAUAGUCGCGAGGACCAGAUUGACAGUAAGCAAUUCACCUCAUUAGCAGCUGUAGAGGACUAUAGUGAGAAGUCUAAUUCCCCGCUGUACUACCUCAUACUCCAAGGAUUGGGAAUUCAAAAUCUUCAUGCUGAUCAUGCUGCUAGCCAUGUGAGCAAAGCAGAGGGAUUAGCAAAGCUACUUCGUGGAGUUCCACAUCAUGGAGUGAAGAGGAAAGUGUUUCUCCCGUGUGAUGUUAUGUUAAAACACGAUGUUUCUCAAGAAGAAGUCAUACGUGGCAGUAAAGAGCAAAAAGUGAAGGAUGUAGUAUAUGAUACAGCUAGCCUUGCUCAUCAACACCUUAAUCAUGCACGAAGUCUUCUGAAGAGUGUCCCUAAGGAUGCGAGAGUUUGCCUUCUUCCCAGUGUUGCUGUAUCCACUUAUUUAAAUUCUUUACAAGAGGCACACUUUGAUGUGUUUGAUACCACUCUUCAUAGACGCAAUAACAUGAUCCCAUAUUCGUUGUUGUGGGCUAGACUUUGUAAUAAGUACUAGAAAUAGAAAAGCCUUUUGAAAGAUAAAAUGGACAGUAUUUCUGUUUGAAUGCUCUAUAUUAAAAUUUUUAGGGAAAUACAAAAUGUAGAGUAUAGUUAUUAAUGUAAAUAAAAAUACCUUAUAUGACUAA
Messenger RNA from Procambarus clarkii (red swamp crayfish), 1368 nucleotides. RefSeq names its product NADH dehydrogenase (ubiquinone) complex I, assembly factor 6 homolog sicily (gene sicily). The record is from RefSeq and is a predicted model, not a curated record. Gene Ontology annotation, cellular component: mitochondrion. Gene Ontology annotation, biological process: mitochondrial respiratory chain complex I assembly; biosynthetic process. Lineage: Eukaryota; Metazoa; Arthropoda; Malacostraca; Decapoda; Cambaridae.